UCCCGCCCAGGCCGGGGGCGGCGCUGCGGCGACGCGGGGAGGGCGGGGGCGGCGCGGCUGGGAGCGCGGGGAGCGGCGCGGCGGGGCCGAGGCCGGGGCCGGUAUGGCGUGGCCCAGCAUCAGCCGCCUGUGCUGCUUGGCGCGGCGCUGGAACCAGCUGGACCGCUCCGACGUGGCGGUGCCGCUGACCCUGCACGGCUACUCCGACCUCGAGAGCGAGGAGCCGGGCUCGGGCGGCGCCGCCCCGCGCAGGAGCCAGUCCCCCGCGGGCGCCCGGGACUCCGGCCGGGACCUGCCGCUCACUCAGUACCAGCGGGACUUCGGCGUGCGGACGGCGCCCGCGGGGCCCAGGGACGCGCCGCAGGGCCGCGGACCGGGGCUGGACAGCCGCACGGGCAAGCCCUCCGCGCGCCCGGCCCGUGGGGUCUACGUGCUGCCCGUUGGCGACGAGGACGUGGCUGCGGCGGCGACCACAUCUUACAGGCAAGAGUUCCAGGCUUGGACUGCAGCGAAGCCCUCAAGAUCCACAAAGGCAAAACCGACCAGAGUCAUCACAACCCAAAUGUCUGGAUGGGAUAGCAGCCCUGGGGCCAGCUUCCAGGUCCCUGAAGUGAGGAAGAAGUUCACGCCCAACCCCUCAGCCAUCUUUCAGGCUUCAGCUCCUCAGAUUCUCAAUGGGUGACAGCCUGCGAAACGGACACCAUGGCUGCUCAAACUGCUGAGAAGCAGGCUCUGGACCCACUGACCCUGGGGAGGGCUGAGAGCGUGGCAACGUCCCCUGCUGGGGGAGGGGAUGGCCCUUCUCAAAACUGUUGUCACCAGGAUGUUGUGGUGACACAACUGUUGUGAAACAGAGAUGCAGAUGGACUUGUCACCAUCUUGCCCAGCUCAGCCUCAACCAUCCUCUUCUUCCUCAAGAGUUUUUGGAAGGUUUCACAUCUGUUUUUAACUGCCAUCUGACCAUCCUUUAGUUUUUAAAUGUAAAAACUAAGAAUCAAUUCAACUGUGAUUGGUCCAUGGGGGCUAAGGAAUGUGGACAUACGAAGUCCUCAGAAGAACCAGCAAUGUCCACUGUGGGUGGCUUUCCCAGGAUGCAUGAUAUUUUAUAACUUACAGUAAUUCAAGGUGAUAUGCAUGGAUCUUCCAACAAAUGGCCCCACGUAUUUAAAUUGCAGAAGAAAUCUGUGACUCAUAGUGGUGCUAAGUGAGCAGGAUGAAGUUUCCAAAAGAAAUAGAACAUUAAUCCUAGGGCUUCAAUUACAAAGACAUUACUUCUUUUUUUUUUUUUGAGACAGCCUCAAGCUGUCGCCCUGGGUAGAGUGCCAUGGCAUCUCACUCACAGUAAUCUCCAACUCCUGGACUCAAGCAAUUCUGCCUCCACCUCCCAAGUAGCUGGGACUACAAGCGUCCGCCACAACGCCCGGCUAUUUUUGUUGUUGUUGCUGCAGCCGUCAUUGUUGUUUGGCGGGCCCAGGUUGGAUUCGAACCCACCAGCUCAGAUGUAUGUGGCUGGCGCCUUAGCCACUUGAGCCACAGGCGCCGAGCCAAGACAUUAUUUCUUGAUGAUCAAAAUGACCCUCAUGUUUAAGAAAACAUACCUUGGGACUGAAUCAACAUUUACCUUAUGGAAAGUUUCUAAAGACUGAAUCCCACAUUUUUUUUAGUUUGUUUCCCCUUCUAACAUAGGGAUGACUAGAAAGGCGCUACAGGAUAAGAGCUGGGAACAUUUUGGGGAAAGUGGCAUUUGCUUUGUUCCCUGAAAGACCGUAAGAUGUCCUCUGCACCAACCCUCGCUCUCCCCUCCCCUCACUCAGUGAACAGGGAUCACCACCUGCUGAGGAGCCAGCACAUUUUCUUACCUUCACAAAGUUCUUUACUUUCUCCAGAUUCUAGCCAUUGUGGUGUGUGGGUCUACUUGGUCCCUUCUCUACACAGUAGCCCUGCAAACAUUUAUAGGGUUUCGUCCCUUCUUAAAGGUUAGAGGCACAAGUCUGGGACAGGUUUUGUUAAGGAAACUUGGGAUCUCCUUUUGGAGUUUUCUUCCUCUGCAGCUCACAGGGGCUCAUCUGAUGAGCAUUUAAGCCACAGGUGGUAGCACUCAGGUUUUAGAGCCACCCAGACAUGGAGAUAGGACCUUGUCUCCUCAGAGGUGCUAGCUCUGGCAGGCACACUCUUUCCUCUCAUUCCAGCAAAAUGAGAGACUCGUUUUAAAGGGGAACUAGAGCCACGUGCUGCCUGAACUCACAGAAGGCCUGCUUGCACCAUAGAGUUUCUGAGGAGAGACUGCCUGCUGGGCAUUUCGUGGGAAAUGACUAACUGUACAAUCUUGUAUUUUAUUAAAAUGUAAAAAUGUACUGUUCCAAUUUCUUAAUUUU
Molecule: messenger RNA, 2375 nt
Organism: Nycticebus coucang (slow loris)
Lineage: Eukaryota; Metazoa; Chordata; Mammalia; Primates; Lorisidae
Gene: MAP6D1
Product: MAP6 domain containing 1
Exons: 3
Coding region: 104-682 (192 amino acids)
Biological process (GO): microtubule cytoskeleton organization; regulation of microtubule cytoskeleton organization; cytoskeleton-dependent intracellular transport
Cellular component (GO): cis-Golgi network; Golgi-associated vesicle; microtubule
Molecular function (GO): calmodulin binding; microtubule binding
Source: RefSeq, a predicted model, not a curated record